This is a messenger RNA of Fusarium odoratissimum NRRL 54006, 1221 nucleotides long. Its product is annotated as alpha-galactosidase. The transcript has 3 exons. NCBI's taxonomy places the organism in Eukaryota, Fungi, Ascomycota, Sordariomycetes, Hypocreales, Nectriaceae. Gene Ontology annotation, biological process: carbohydrate metabolic process. Bases 1 to 1221 code for a protein of 406 amino acids. Gene Ontology annotation, molecular function: hydrolase activity, hydrolyzing O-glycosyl compounds. The record is from RefSeq and is a predicted model, not a curated record.
AUGAGAUCUAUUUUCUACGUUUUGUUAUCGGCAAAGGUGGCCUUGGCGGCCAAGGUCUUGGCCCAGAAGCCACAGAUGGGCUGGAACUCAUGGAACAGCUUCAAGCUCAACGUGAGCGACGAGCUGGUUAGGUCAACCGCCAAUGCCCUCGUGGAUACUGGUCUUGCUAAGCUUGGGUAUGACCACGUGCUGAUUGACGACGGAUGGCAAGACAGUGAGCGUGAUACGGACGGCAAGCUUGCAGCAAACCACACCAGGUUCCCCGGCGGUAUCUCUGCCACUGCCUCAUACGUUCACUCCAAGGGACUCAAGGUCGGGAUCUAUAGUGAUGCCGGUAUCUUCACGUGCGGAAAGUAUCCUGGUAGUUAUGGCUAUGAGGAAAUUGACGCACAGACAUUUGCUGGUUGGGGUGUCGACUACCUCAAGUACGACAACUGUGGUGGCUUCCAAAGCAACACUCUCUCUGUGCAAGAACGGUUUCUCAAGAUGUCGUACGCGCUGGCCGCCUCAGGUCGUCAGAUCUUCUAUUCGCUUUGCGAAUGGGGUAACCAGUUUCCCUGGCUCUGGGCCGACCAGAUAGGCGAGUCUUACCGUAUGUCGGGCGACAUCUACUCGUCUUUCGCUAAAGACAGAGCGAGCAUAUGCAAGACGGCUUAUUGCAUGAACCAAGGCUAUGCUGGCGUCAGCGUGCUGACGAUGAUACGCAAGAUGAGAGAAAUCAGUCCAUUCUCGAAACCAGGCUCUUGGGCCGACAUGGAUAUGUUGGAGAUUGGGACCUGGACCAUGACAGAGCUGGAAGAACAAACCCACUUCUCUUUCUGGGCUGCCCUGAAGUCUCCCCUUAUCAUCGGCGCCGAUCUUAAGAAUAUCAGCGAUACCUCGCUCGCCAUUUACAAGAACAAGGACAUCAUCGCCUUGAACCAGGAUGACGCGGGCAAGCCUGCCGUGUAUCUGCCAAAGCUAUCUGAGGAAGGCAGUUAUCAGGUUUGGGCAGGGCCACUAAGUUCUGGGAAGAGGCGACAUGUGAUCUUGGUCCAGAACUAUGGUAGCGGCGACGUGGACGUUGGGAUCUCCUUGGAAGACAUCCCUGGUCUUUCUGUUGAGCAACAGCUGAAGAUCAGGGACGUCUGGGCAGGAAAAGGAAUUACUGCAUCGGGAGGCAAGGUUAGCUUGAAGGGCAUCAAGCCAACGCAAACAAAGGUCUUGGUCAUUUCGAGAUAG